Messenger RNA from Xenopus laevis (African clawed frog), 1016 nucleotides. RefSeq names its product hepatic lectin. The transcript is spliced from 9 exons. The record is from RefSeq and is a predicted model, not a curated record. Lineage: Eukaryota; Metazoa; Chordata; Amphibia; Anura; Pipidae. The coding region runs from base 74 to 871 and encodes 265 amino acids.
CGGAGGAGGCAGAACAACACUGAGAAAGAACCAGUCAACUGGGCAGAAAGACAUUCCAAUCCAUUGGCACAAGAUGGACAGAGACCCAGGGAAGGGGCAAAAUGAUUUUGAUGAGAUAUAUGAAAAUGUCCCUGGCACAAUGGAACCAACUGAGUCUUCAAAGAAGAAAAUGAAGGUUCCACAAGAUUCCAAAGAAGAAAACCUCUCCACAAAAAUUCUGAAGGCAAGUGAAAUGUUGAGGAGACAGAGGAGACUCCUGAUGGUUCUGGGGACCCUGCUGGUUCUUGUCUUCACUUUCCUGAUAAUCCUGACCAGCCUCAUGUUUAUCUACUAUUCUAUUGUGAGCAGUCGGCUCAAGCAGUUAGAAGAGGAAAAAGCCGACCUUCUAGCACAAAUCCCAACCAUAAACCAAACAUUCGACUCCCGUAUAUCAGAGGCGGAGAAACGUAUAAAACAGGAAACCUUACAGACAUUACAAAGAGAGAGACCUCAGUGUGAUUCUGACUGGAGAGCAUUUGAUGGAAGCUGUUAUUAUAUUGUUACAACUAAGAAGAACUGGGAGGAUGCUCAGGCCACUUGUAAAGCAAUGAACAGUGAUCUGGUUAUUAUCACCAGUGAGAAGGAACAGAACUUCACUGAAAAUAUAACCGAUGACUCUUUUUUUUGGAUUGGCCUCACAAGGGAUAAGAAUGAUAAGAAUGCUUGGAGAUGGCAGGAUGGAACAUUCCUUAAUCUAUCAGAGGGAUUUUGGUACAAGGAUGAGCCUAAUAAUGAAGCAGGAAUCGAAAACUGUGUCCACAUGUGGAAAGACAAAAAGUGGAAUGAUGUUUUUUGCACUAAUCAGUAUAAAGCCAUCUGCGAGAAAAAAUAAUAUGGCGUGUUUAGUUACGGAGGUGUAAAUAUCAGUUUUAUGAGCAACUUAUCACAAUACUAAUAUCUAGAAGACACAUAAAUAAAAUGUAAAUCUCUCAAAUACAAUAUAUAUCCAUAACUACUAAUAAAAAAAUAAUAAUUGA